CAACAUUACAUUUCCUCCCACGAAGAAACAUGGCUACUUGCAGUUCAACGAUGGCUAUUUUAUUUACGUUUCGUUUGGCUUUAGAACAAGACUUAGAAAAAACGGCAUGUUACUGGGGUUAUUCUAUUUAAAACGUUUAUUUUGAGGCUAAUAUUUCGUUAGGAUAGCAAUUCUUCGCCGUUGUUUUAGCGCCAAUCGUUAAUGGUUGUCUGGUUUCUUGUGUUUGCUAUCUCUAUCUACUCGCCAGUGAAUCGCUGCGAUUGCUUUUGCUGAGAGAGCAACACAGGACAUAAACAGCAGGUUCCCGUCGCAAUGUUUAGCCCUGUGAACUCCUCUUACUUCAGAGUCAGUCCGGCCAUUGUCAACCGGGAACUCGGCAAGACCAAAAUGAGAUAGCAAGAGGGUAACGUCGGAGUGCUAGCUGGCGUUUACUGCAUAACUCUACAUAACUGAGCUGACAUCCAUCACGAAACAUGUUUGGGAAUCUUUUUGAAGAAGAGGAGAACGAAGGCUUGUCUUUAAAUACCCCAAAGGGAAGAAAUGCCAAGCUAGAAAAGGAGCCGCCACCCCCCCGUGGAAGGAGCAAUCUGUGCGGGAUUAAGAACCAGGGAGGAACCUGCUACCUCAACUCUCUGCUCCAGACUCUGCUGUUCACACCUGAGUUCAGAGAAGAGCUGUUCCGUCUGGGACCGGAAGAAUUAGGAUGCCUUGAAGACAAAGACAAACCAGAGGCAAAAGUCAGGGUGAUCCCCCUGGAGCUUCAGAGACUGUUUGCCCGUCUGCUGCUGGUGGACCAGCAGAGCGCCUCGACUGCUGAUCUCACCGACAGCUUCGGCUGGAACAGCAGCGAGGGGACGAAUCAGCAUGACGUGCAGGAGCUCAACAGAAUCCUGUUCAGUGCUUUGGAGAACUCUCUUGUGGGCACAAGCGGCAGUUCAUUCAUCCACCGUCUCUACCAUGGGACUAUUGUCAACAGUAUUGUCUGUAAAGAGUGUGGAAAUGUCAGCCAAAGACAGGAAGACUUCCUGGACUUAACGGUGUGCGUCUGCGGUGUUUCUAGCUUGGAGGAGGCUUUAUGGAACAUGUUUGUGGAAGAAGAGUUGUUUGAGGGCAACAACCUGUACCGCUGUGCUCAGUGUGACAGACUAGUCACUGCUGCCAAGUCUGCCAAGCUCAAAAAGUUGCCUCCAUUUAUGACGAUGUCUUUGCUGAGAUUCAGCUUUGACUUCACCAAGUUUGAGCGCUAUAAGGAGACAGGCCGCUACAGUUUCCCCUUCACCAUCGACCUGCGACCCUUUUGUGAACAGGCAGAUGGAGAGGACUUGGAUUUCAUGUACGAGCUUUUUUCUGUGAUCAUCCAUAAGGGAGGCUGCUAUGGUGGUCACUACCAUGUUUACAUCAAGGACAUCGAUCAACUUGGCAAAUGGGAACCACCUGACGAAGAUGUGAAACCCAAAGCACAGAAAAAAGAGAAAGUUAAGGAGAGAUGUGAGGCAGAACUACAAGAAGACGACCCUUUGUCUGUCCUCACAGCUAUAAUAGCCCAGGAGCCAUCGCAGAGUGUCUUACUGGAUCAGCUGGGCCAGCAGCUCAUGAAUAAAAUUGGAUCGUCCUGGAACAAAAAGUUUAGGAAACAAUAUGGUCCCAUUGGCAAGUUUUUGCAGUCCCAUAAAGAUAUUUUCAUGUUGGUGUCAAACGGCACUCGAGUCGCUCUGAAGAAAAACCCACCGAGUCCGAACACGGAGCCUCCAAGUCCGGCGGAACAGAAUUACAAGCCCGAUCCUUCAGCCGUGCCAAACUCAGCUGGUUCUGACCAUCAGCCAGAAGCAAAUCAGCAGUCCCAACCAAAAGCAGAGCAGGGUAGCCACUGGUUUGACCUGAAUGACUCCGCUGUGACUUCUAUCAGAGAGGCGGACAUAGAGAAGCAGUUCCAGGGCAAAGAGAGCGCCUACAUGCUGUUCUACAGGAAAACACAGCUGCUCAGGCCCAAAGAAGCUCUAAACAAUCCCCACUAUAACGUUCCUGCUUAUCUCAUUCAAAUGGCUCAAGAAGAGAACCUCCAGCUGCAGGAACAACGUGAGGAGUUUGAAGCUACCAACAACACAGUGGAGCUGCAUCUGCAUCUUGCUCACUGUUAUAAGAUGAAAAAUGGAGCCAUGCAGCGAAUCAACGAAGAGCUCGACAGGAACACAACCCUGAGUUUUGAUCGUAGGAAGACUGUAGGGGACCUCCGCUCCACCAUUUAUCAGAUGCAAGAAUUGUGGGAAGGAGAUAUGGCUCUGACUGUGGCCAAAUGCCUUCCAGCAGGUUUACACCUGUACAAUAAUCUCACAGAUGACAGCGUGUCUCUGUACAGUGCAGGAAUCCACUCCAACACUGACCUUUUUGUGUGGAACGGCAGAGAGGUGUUUGGUGCAACCAUCCACGCCGGAGCCGAGUGGGAGCCGGUUUUACUCACAGUGGUUCGGCCCUUUUUGGGCGACGAUGUGGAGCACGAGGUGGAGCGUGGGGCUAAAUGUGAAAAGAGCGAUGGGUCUUUUGAAAAUGGUGGCCCCGGACUUAAACGAGAAGCAAUUGGGUUUGCGGGUGGAGCUACACUCGGGGAGGUAAGGGAGGCGCUGGGGGAGCCUAAGGAGAGUCUGCUGUGCCAGGAACACAAAGGAGGAAAGGGAACGGUGCAGGGGCCAGGAGAGGGAGGAGGAGGAAGUGGGUGGAGGGUGUUUCCUCCCGAUGACAUGCAGCGGACUCUGAAGGAGCUGUCGCUCAAAGAUGGAGAUUCACUGUUGGUGCUGGAGCCACAGUCCUUUGACAGCAGUGUUUUUACUCGAAAUGGAGACGUCGUCACUGUGACCACACCCUCCGACUGCCGCUGGCUUCUGGUGGAGUUUCAGCCCCCAUCAAAAGGAGGGGAUAUGGACACACAAGAAGAGGGCAGAAAAGCUAAGGUUUCCGCCACAGGGAACAUGCUGCUGUCAGAAGUCAAGCAAAGAGCCUUGGAGGGGCUGCAACUCCAGGAGCAACUUUCAGGUGCACCGUGCUGUCUGAGGCAGGUGGACUGCACAGGGAAACUCCUUCCUCCAGUCUGUGAAGAGCUGAGUGUUCGGGAUGCAGGAGUGCGACUCAUGACCACGCUGGCUCUCUGUCCUGGAAAUGGUCCCAAGGCAUCACAGCUGUUUUUGCACUUUACUGUGGGCGGACCUCCCUCUGCUGGCAUGGAGAUGGACAUAAUUGUGGAGAAGACGAGCACUGUCAAAGAAUGUCUCAGGCUGAUGCUGGAUGCGGUUGGACUUGAUGGAACCUGUUGGCACUUAAGAAGGUUAGACUGGUGCGAGGAGGUCGGUGAGCCGCUCGUGGACGAGGAUUUGUCCUUGUCUGAUCUGAAGAUCAGCAACGGGGAGACUUUAGUUAUCACUGAGGGACUUUUACCUCCAAAGGGUUUCCUAAAGCUUUCUGUGUGGCUGUGUGCAAAUCCAAAAUGUAUGGAUGGAGAUUUUAAAAGCACCACUGAGGAGGAAACGGAGGAAGUAGCGAUGGUGGGAAAAGGGGAUUGUCAGCCACCCGGCUGCAGCGGUGACGGGGCGGAGUUCAAGAAUGUGGGACAGGUGGAGAUUUCAGACGAGGCCACAGUGGACGAUCUCAAGAUUCAGUUGAUGACCCUGCCAGCUCUUCAGGACGCCUGCAUCCCAGCCCCCGGGUUCCUGCGCGUUUGGCAGCUGGAAGGAUCGAGGUUGGCCCGUAUCCUGAAGGGAAAGCAGGCCACACUCAGGAAGUUGAAGGUGGGCAGUGGUGCAGACCUCUGUGUGCAAAACCUACUAAAAGAGGAAGAUCUCGGGCCUAAACAGCUGCUGCUGAAUGUGAAGAUGGGCGUACCUGGAGAGCGAUGGUACUACCCUCCAGAGGAACUAGUUUGGGAUGCGUCCCAUGACUCGUCCCCGCGCUCUCUGCGCACAUGCUUGGCUGCACACUUUGGCCUCUCCCCUGACUCUCUCCUGCUGGCCAAACACCAGCCAGAAAAACACACUUGGGAAGAAAUCUCCAACUGGACGCAACAAGUUUCCAAAAAGAAGAAGAAGAAAAAGGCGGAGUCGCUGCUUGGAGCACCGUUCUACCUCAAAGACGGCGACACCAUCGGGAUCAAGAACCUUUUGGUUGACAAUAACAGGGACUUCACCACCUCGGCGGACGAGCAGGGCCAACAGAGGCUCCGGGAACUGGGGGAGAUUCGUCAGAAAGGGGGGCCGGCUGCAGCCUCUGAUCGUGCCAAACCCAGGAAGCCAGAGCUGCCAUUAUCAAUAAGUGUUGGAGUUUUCAGAUAGCAGACUUCUGUUCCAGCAACUAACCGGACAGAUAAAGAACUUUUUUUUUACAAGAGUCCAUAUGCAAUCAUACAGAGAAAUGCCAGAUCCAGAUAAACCACUGCUGUGCCACUUGUUUCUCUACAUAACGGUUUAGGUUGGACCCUUAAAAAAAUACUCACUAACUUUAUAAAAGUAAUUUUAAAAAUCUCCUCUAAUGAUUUAUUUUGCCGACUGAUAAUUUAACUUUUAAAAAUGCUCUUGAUUCAUAUAGAAACAAACCACACUCCAAUUUUUUUCUUAUUUCAAACCGGCUGGUAUGUCAUGACCACAAUCUUGGGCGUCUUUGCUAAAUUAUCAGACGUGCAGUCAACUAUUUGUGUUUUCUAAUGAAACUGCCACUGUGCAGUUUGAACAAAAGGCUUUUCUAGGUCAGUGGCUCAGUGGGUUAUGGAAAAGGGAAGAUUGGCCUUAACACGGAGUCUGUGCUGCUCUGUCCUCCCUACCUCGCUCAACAACCCCCACUCCUCAUCCUCUACCUCUUUUGCCUAAUCUCUUCUUCAUAUGUGAUCACAAUCUUAAUCAUUCUUGUCUUGAAAUGAACUGACUUGCAAAUUCAAAUAUUUUUUGCUCUUCACACUUAAUGCAGGGUGUGUUUUAUGUAUUUGGGGAAAAAAAGGUAAGGUUUAAAAUUAUGUUUGUUAUAAAUUAUUUAACAAAAGAAAGCUUCACAGGAUGAGUUGAUCAUUUGGCAGGUUGAAUUGGAAUAAUAAUAAAAAGACAAAUAUUUAUACCUAAAAUUGAAUCUGACAUUUUGUUUAAAACAAUUACAUUUAGAAACAUUAUGUUGGAUUCUGGGAGUUGGACUUUUAAGUUAUUUGAAAAUGACUUUAUUUUUUUAAAGUCAAAUUGGGUGAAAGAUUGUUGAUUCUUAAUGCUUUUGAUUUUCAUUUGUACCCAAAUAUCUGCCGGAUUUUACAUAACUUGGAAAAAAAUAAACCUUUAAAUGUAUUAACAGCUGUAGUCAAAUUGGUUUGGAAAGCUGUUGAUUUUUAAUGCUCCUGCAUUUUGAAAACUUAAAUUUCCAAUGGGUUAAGCUCUGUUAAAAUGUAUUUACUGAAAGUAUUUUGUUAUCAAUAAAGUUGUACAAAUGCAAGAGUA
Molecule: messenger RNA, 5456 nt
Organism: Oryzias latipes (Japanese medaka)
Lineage: Eukaryota; Metazoa; Chordata; Actinopteri; Beloniformes; Adrianichthyidae
Gene: usp40
Product: ubiquitin specific peptidase 40
Biological process (GO): protein deubiquitination
Cellular component (GO): nucleus; cytosol
Molecular function (GO): cysteine-type deubiquitinase activity
Source: RefSeq, a predicted model, not a curated record